UAAACGUCAAUGGCUCUGAAUAUCUGCCUUCGACAGCAAGAGAUUCAGUCGACAGGCUAUUCAUGAUAACUACCGGGCCACGCAACAUAAUUCGUCUGAUUUCGAGUAACCCGAGCGAUCGUUGCUAUCUGAAUAGCCUGAAAUCUUAUUUUAUACCAGCUGCUAUUCUUCUUGCAGCUGUUAUUCAUAAUCUGACUAACUCGGAAUCCCGAGUUGAUGUACCUUGUUUGACUCAGUCACUCCACCGAGUUAAUCAUACCUAUUCCUUUUCGCUACUUAGCCAGAGUUUACUUCCAUUUAACUCGCUUUCCCAUCUUUAUUAUACCAGGUUAAACCUUCUUCUUCAUUGUACACCAUCUACCAACCAGGAAAAAGCAGGCGCAAGAUGAAGUUCGGAAGAAGUUUACCUCGUAACCAAGUCCCCGAGUGGGCAUCUUCGUACAUCGACUACAAAGGCCUAAAGAAGUUGAUCAAGGCAGCUACGAAUGCUGUGAAUGCGGGAGAGGACGUUGAUCUAGCAGAGUUUUUCUUCGCUCUGGACCGUAACCUCGAAGAUGUCGAUUCCUUCUACAACAAGAAAUUUGCCGAGGCCCAUCGCCGUAUCAAGUUACUCGAGGAUAGAUAUGGUAGAAGCACGGAGGUCGUCGCAGAAUUGGACGACCAGGAGAGCGAGGAGCUUAUGGGAGCUCUGCUUGAGCUUCGAAAUCAGCUACGCAACCUACAAUGGUUUGGCGAAAUCAAUCGCAGAGGUUUUGUAAAGAUCACAAAGAAGCUGGAUAAGAAAGUACCGAACACAACUACUCAGCAACGAUACAUUACGACCAAGGUCGACCCUAAACCUUUCGCUAAGGAUACCACUGUUGUACGGCUGAUCAACGAGAUUAACAAGUGGCUCUCCGCGCUUGGGGAUGCGCAGAAUUUCGACGAUGCCAAGUCGGAUAAGUCUGGGCGCUCAGUGCGUUCGCUUGGAAGAGUAACCGCGAAGGUCAUGUUGAACGUCUCGCAACCCGUUCUAGACCAGCUUGAUGCCGCAAUUCGUAAAGAUGACAUCGCAACGCUACAGAGUAGCUUAGCAAGCGAGAAGUUGGUGACACCCGAACAGGCCUCUCAGGAGAUGCUGCUCAACCUCCUACAGCGUUCUAUUUCCGCUCGGUCAAGGGCCUGCAUCACACACCUCCUAGGGCAAAUUAAGACAUUGGACGAACCGGGAGACAUAAAUGAGCGCAAUUGCGUUCACCGUCUAGUCAUCCAUAUUGGACGGAGUAAAUCAUCACAAGUUGGCGAUCUGGAACCUAACGCGGUCUCCCUUCCAAUAAAGUCUCACUUUAACAGUCACUAUGUUGCGCCACCCCAAACUAAUGGUUCGACGGCGACACGAUCGGUAAAUGGAAACGGCCCUGGGACGCAGCUAUUAAGCAAGGAAGAUGAAACAGUACAGCUCCUGUGCUAUCUUCUCGAUUCCCUUCAAGGAGAGCAGCGCCGCGCGUUGACAGCUAGGGACACGCUAGGCCGCAUGCCUCUCCAUUAUGCGGCGCAAUUCGGCAUUGUCGUCCUCUGCCAGGUUGUCAUGGCGAAGAUGCAGGAAUGGGGACAGUUCAAUGUCGAAGAUGGAAUUGAUGCUCCUGAGUGGCAGGAUAAAGAAGGCAAUGCGCCACUUCAUCUUGCAGUCAUCGGCGGUCACCCAUUGACUACGAAGUGUCUUUUGCAGGGAGAGAACUGGCAGGGCCCGACUCAUAAAGAAGGUGUUGCUAGGAAAUCUGUGUCUAAAUCCAGCGCCGUAUUGGCAUUGGCUACGAAAUCGAAUUUCGUAUACAUUGUGCGGAUGCUCGUGGAGGCCGGUAUAGAUAUAAACUGGCAAGACGAGACAGGAGAGACUGCGUUGCAUAUUGCUGCUAGAUUUGGACACGUCGAGUGUGUUAAGAUCCUGCUUGAGGGCUCACCAGAGCAAAAAGUAAACUUGGAAUUGCCGGAGAAAUCGUUCGCAUGGACUCCUCUACACAUAUCGGCCGUGGAUGGACAUCUUCCCGCGGCGCAACUACUAGUAGAAGCUGGGGCAGAUGUUGGGAAAAUGGAUUCUUUCGGGUGGACUGCUAAAGAACACGCAGCUUUACGAGGACAUCUGAAUAUAGCGAAGCUACUCGCGGAGCAUGAAGUUAGCUCACUAUCUGCGAAUGGCGCGGAGGAUACUCAAACGCCGCCUUCGGUUUCGUCCUCACCUCCAGAAACGUUAUCUCUCGAAGACCGAAGGUCAGACGGGAGCACCCGGAUCACGGAGCCGAUUAAAUCUUUCGGUCACCGUUACCUAAAAGAUAACAGCCUUGUGAUGGUGAGCUUAGGCUCCAUGGAUAUGCGGAAGAAUAUCGAAGCUGUCAAACUCGACCGCGUUCCUUUAACGGCAGCGCAUACCAAUCAGCUUGACACGGCCCUAUCCGUUGUGGUUUCAGCUCAGGGGGCGCAGGGGGAGCCAACUAUCAUUGAUCUGCCAGUACACGAAAAUAUAUCCACCGAGCCGAUCUUGUUUACUACAUCGGAUGCCUCAAAUGUUAGAUUACUCUUCGACAUCGUGCCUACCUACUCCGGCAAUGAGAAAAACAAGGUUGGCCGUGCGGUAGCGUUGCUAUCAUCUGUCCGUCCGUCACUUGGGACGAAGCGAAUGAACCUUCAGGGCGAUGUAUGUGUACCAAUCCUGGGCGCAAACCUGGAAGUUAUUGGUGCUGUUAACUUUAACUUCCUCAUCAUCACGCCAUUCUCGCAUCCAAACAUGGAAAUCAACUCUCACCAGACGUACUGGAAGAAGUUGUCCUCUACUAUGGUCUUCGGUCAUCGUGGUCUGGGCAAGAAUUUCCUCGAGAACAAAUCGCUCCAGUUGGGCGAGAACACGGUUUCGUCAUUCAUCGCUGCGGCUAACUUGGGGGCUCACUAUGUUGAAUUCGACGUCCAGCUCACCAAAGACCACGUACCUGUCAUAUAUCACGAUUUCUUAGUGAGCGAGACAGGUAUAGAUGCGCCGGUUCAUACAUUGACCUUAGAGCAAUUUCUCCAUAUCAACAAUGAGUCUCAGCCAAGACCUGGAAAUGAAUCCCCUGACAAAAAGAGGGAUGAUACUAAUGGUAAUGGUGUAAAAGAGCCCGGACCGAGGCAAAGAUCUCUCUCUGUGGACUUGGCUAAAGGUGUGAAGAGCAAUCUUGACGAGCGUAUGAAAUACACACUCAACUUCAAAAAGAAGGGCUAUAAGGCAAACACCCGGGGAAACUUUGUUCAGGCGCCGUUUGCCACUCUUGAGGAGCUCUUCAAGAAAGUACCAGAAAAUGUCGGGUUUAAUAUUGAGAUGAAGUACCCCAUGCUACUCGAGAGCGAGAAAGAGGAUAUGGACACAUAUGCGAUUGAGCUCAAUUCAUUCUGCGACACUGUCUUGAAUAAGGUGUACGACUUGACUAAGAAUCGUCAUAUCAUCUUCAGCAGUUUCAACCCCGAUAUCUGCCUCUGCCUCAGCUUUAAGCAACCGAGCAUUCCGAUUUUGUUUUUAACAGACGCGGGGAGCGAAGAGGUCAGCGACAUCAGAGCUAGCAGUCUUCAGGAGGCUAUCCGGUUCGCGAGCCGCUGGAACCUGCUGGGGAUUGUGAGUAACGCAGAGCCGUUCGUGAACAGUCCCCGGCUAGUCAAGGUGGUGAAGCAGACUGGGUUGAUCUGCGUCAGCUAUGGAGUUCAGAAUAAUGAUCCCACAUUAGUCCAGCGCCAGGUUAAGGAAGGUAUUGAUGCGGUGAUCGUGGAUAACGUCCUUGCGAUCCGUCGGGGACUGACGAAGGAUGACUGAGCAUUAUAGAGAGAGAGAGAGAGAGAGAGGGAGAGAGCUAGACUCAUUAGACCUGACAAGAAUGAGUACCUAAUCUAAGAGAGAUAGAUUGGGAUUAUUUAGCCUUGAGGU
Messenger RNA from Daldinia loculata, 3925 nucleotides. Its product is annotated as glycerophosphodiester phosphodiesterase GDE1. The coding region runs from base 386 to 3814 and encodes 1142 amino acids. NCBI's taxonomy places the organism in Eukaryota, Fungi, Ascomycota, Sordariomycetes, Xylariales, Hypoxylaceae. The transcript is spliced from 5 exons. The record is from RefSeq and is a predicted model, not a curated record. Gene Ontology annotation, biological process: glycerophospholipid catabolic process. Gene Ontology annotation, molecular function: protein binding; glycerophosphocholine phosphodiesterase activity.